GAAAAGGCAGCAUCGAUCGAUCGCAUGGAAAUCAACGAUGGAUACGCUACCCAAAAGCGCACUAACAUUGAAAUUGAGCCCUACUGCAGAUGGUAUAGAGGGAAGAAAGAAGACCGUCUUGACGUCCAUCUCCAUGGAUUCAAAAGAGAGCAACUGAAGAUUUAUAUCAACUGCUUUGGAACAUCCAUGACAGUUAGCGGAAAACGACCUUUGCCGGAGAAUAUGUGGAAUUGCUUUUCUAAAAAAAUCAAUAUUUCAAAUGAUUACGCUGUAGACGAAAUACGUUCAAGGUUUAUCAAUGGCAUUCUGUCCUUAUCAAUGCCUAAGAAAGUUCCUUUGCUCAAGAAGCUACAACAACAGAAAGUUCCUUUGCUCAAGAUGCUACAACAACUUGGCAAAAAGGGUUCGCUUGGCAUAGAUCUAGAGGCAGCAUUGAAAACUAUAAUAGCGGUUACUGUAGGGAUGGCUCUUGGGUCUUAUCUAGCAUACAAAUAUUCUAAGUUUCCUCAUGCAGAAAAUUGAAAUCAUGUUGUACGCGUUUA
Molecule: messenger RNA, 542 nt
Organism: Corylus avellana
Lineage: Eukaryota; Viridiplantae; Streptophyta; Magnoliopsida; Fagales; Betulaceae
Source: RefSeq, a predicted model, not a curated record